CCUCAGCUGUAUGCCUGACAACUGACUGCUGGACAUCCCGCGCCACCACGUCAUUCAUGGCCGUCACCUGCCAUUUCAUAGAAAAUUACAGUAUGGCAUCAUGUCUACUGGACUGCUUUGAAUUUAGUGACAGGCACACAUCAGAAAACCUGGCUGAAGAGCUCCACCGAGUGGCAAGAGAGUGGGGGAUGGAGAACAAAGUUGUGUGUUGUGUCACAGAUAAUGCAGCCAAUAUAAUAAAAGCCAUUCAGCUGCUGAAAUGGACACACCAUCCAUGCCUGGCUCACACCAUAAAUCUGUUUGUGAGAAAUGCUCUGAGGGCUAUAAAGCCCACUGUGGAUAAAGUAAAGGCCAUAGUGGAAUUUUUCCACAGAAGCACAGUAGCCACCCAAAAACUGAAAUCCACCCAACGGCAGAUGUCUAUGGCAGAGCUGAAGCUCAAACAGGAGUGUGUCACCCGGUGGAAUUCGGCAUUCCAUAUGAUCCAGCGAAUCCUGGAAUCUAAGGAUGCGGUUAUCGCAACAUUGGCGGUCAUCAACGCUACUGUGGCUCCUCUCAGCCAAGAGGAGUGGGAGGCUCUGCAAGAGGCCUGCAGCGUCCUGGAGCCCUUUGACCAGGUCACAGUGGAGAUCAGCGCAGAGAGGUAUGUUACUGCCUCCAAAAUGCUCAUACUGUGCAGGGGUCUUCAGAGGGUGACAACAGAGCACCAGGGCAGAGUCACCACAGCGUGCGUGAAGGAUCUGGUGAAUUCCCUCUCUUCAAGCAUGGACAAAAAAUUCCACCGGAUGGAAUACAAUGCAGUUCUGUCCGAAACCACCAUCCUCGACCCCCGCUUCAAAAAGGCGGCCUUUAGUGACAACAGAGCAGUCGACGAAGCCCUCCAAAGAAUUACCACAGCAGCAUCCAGGCAUAGGCAGUCAUCUCACCUGCAAGGGGGUCAUGGAGGAGAGGAGGGAGCAGCAGCACAUGAGCCGGAGGAGCCCCAAGCAUCGGCUGUUUGGAGGUUUUUUGAGGAGCGGGCAAGCGGAGACACUGCAACCAGGAAUCCUACAGCUGAUGCUAUUCUGGAGGUGAGGUCCUACCUUGAGGAGCCUCUUUUCCAGCGCAGUGCCGACCCACUGAGUUGGUGGGAGACAAAGGCACUGAUCUAUCCACAGCUCUCUUACGUGAUGGCACGUAGACUGUGCAUAGUGGCAACAUCCGUCCCAUCAGAGAGGAUCUUCUCCAAAACUGGACAGAUCAUAACUGAGAGAAGGAACAGGAUCAGCCCUGCCAAGCUUAGACACCUGGUGUUUCUCAACGCCAAUCUGUAAGUCUUUGAGUGAUACAGUGAGUUCCUUAUCUCUAUAGUGGUUCAAAACUUGUGUUGUUCACAUGUGUUUUAUACUUUAAUUUAAUAGCACUAUAGGUCUAAAUAAUACUUGAAAUUAUGCCUUUUUGGCAUGAAGCUGCUUUGAUACUUUUCUCAUACUGUGAUGGGUAUCUGUGUUUAAUACAGUGAGUGAGUGGUUCAAAACUUGUGUUUUGUUUUGUCAUAGUGUUAUACUUAAAUUUAAAAGCACUUUAUUUGAUAUUUGUAUUGUGGCUUUUCUGUUAUGAAGCUGCUUUGAUUGCCUACUUUUUUGUAUUGUGGUGGGUGUUUGUAUUUAUAUUUAACUGUUACAUUUUUUCAAGUAAUUUUUUUUGGAAGUGGUGCUAUUUUGUAAUAAAGGUUUUAUUCAUAAAGCAUUGUUAUGCUGCAUUUUUACUCUUAAGUGCUUAACAAUGUCAAUAAUGAAACAAAAUGUUAUAAAAUUAGGUUUAAGCUAUUAAUUAAUUAAUAAUGUAAAACAUGUGUAUGGGGAGCCGAAAGAGCCGGCUCUCCACAGUAAGAAGAGCCAUUAGAGCCGCAUCUCGCAAAGGAGCCGAAAAUCCCAUCACUAAUUCCAAUUGGUAUUUGGAAGUGUAUCCUACUUGCUCUACAACAGUGAAAAUCCGGUAAAGAACUGAGUGGCCAGUGGAGCUCUAGUUUGGGUGAUUGGUUGAUUUUACGGACGGAUAAAUGGCUGGACGGACAGGCGGAUAAAAACAAUAAAAUAAUAAUAACCCGCCAAAGUCUAUGUGGCAAAAGCUGCAUAGCUUGGUGGCUGGCAUAAGCCAUUAGGAGGCCCUAAAGGAAGUGAUGCAAUAGGUGCCUGAGUCGAGGACAUUUACAAGUGAU
Messenger RNA from Gadus chalcogrammus (walleye pollock), 2200 nucleotides. Its product is annotated as zinc finger BED domain-containing protein 4-like. The record is from RefSeq and is a predicted model, not a curated record. Lineage: Eukaryota; Metazoa; Chordata; Actinopteri; Gadiformes; Gadidae. The transcript is spliced from 2 exons. Gene Ontology annotation, molecular function: protein dimerization activity. The coding region runs from base 57 to 1313 and encodes 418 amino acids.